Messenger RNA from Sesamum indicum (sesame), 2027 nucleotides. RefSeq lists its product as uncharacterized. The record is from RefSeq and is a predicted model, not a curated record. NCBI's taxonomy places the organism in Eukaryota, Viridiplantae, Streptophyta, Magnoliopsida, Lamiales, Pedaliaceae.
UUAGGGAGGGCAUUGUAAUUAUCCCGAAUUAUAACUACUAAUAUUAUAGGGUGGAAAAUUAUAAUAGUAGUAAAUGUAAGGAUCAAAGUAAAAUUUUCCAAUUUUCUACUGCACCUCUGGUUGUGUGUCAAUCGGAGUAAUCUCGGUCGCCAAUUCUGUCACCCAAAUCCUGAAGCAGGGGCUCGAAGAAUCAAGACUUUGUCAAUUCCGAAUCUCUGAUUGUUCCUUCGAUGACUGCACCGCAAAUGGACCCGCAAUACGAACAAAGGCUCAGAGACGAGAUCAUUUACCUUCACUCCCUCUGGCACCAAGGCCCCCCUACAGCAGCCGCGCCCGUCUCCUCCACCGCCGUUCGCCACCAGUUGCAGCCCGCAAAAGCAACCCAAUUCAAAAAAGAGACGAAACGUAGAGGCGAAAGUGGGAAAAAGUCCACGAAGAAGCCCAACAACGCCACCCCAGAAUCUAAAUCAUCUCCCUGGACUGAAUGGCCGUGCCCCACCCCUCCACCGCCGGAUUCCGCCACCGGAUGGCCCAGUCUGGAAGCAAAAUCCGAUGCGAAGACGCUCUCGCUCUCCCCCGAAGAACAGUCGAAAUUGGCUGCAAAACGUGCCCACCAGCAUGCCGUCAAGGUUGUCCAUGAAUUCUUUAUGAGUAAUAGCGCUGAUGAUUCUGAUGGAAUUGAUAGUAGUAGCGAUGAGGAUGACGAAUUGAUGGAGGAAGACGAUGGGCGCAAGGAGUACAAUUUUUUUUUAAAGGUGUUUAAGGAGGAUGCCGUGUUGAGGGGGUAUUAUGAGAAGAAUUUCGCUAAAGGGAAAUUUAGUUGUCUGGUGUGUGGUGCUUUGGGGGGAAAGAAAACAGGAAAGAAGUUUAAGGGUUGCCUGCCUCUCGUGCAACAUUCGUUCACCAUUGCCAAGACGAAUAAGAAGAAAGCGCAUAGGGCAUUUGGGCAAGCUGUUUGUAAGGUUCUUGGUUGGGACAUUGAUCAGCUUCCUGCCAUUGUUUCUUUGCUCAGUGAUAAAUCCAGCGAGACUCUGGGCAAUGUCAUUAGUGAAAACAAGGAUAGCUCAACAAAUAUCGUGAACAAUAAUGAUUCUAUAGUAGGUAAUAAUGGCGAAGGAGUGCCAGAACGUGGUUCUAUUGCUACUGGAACUUUGCCCAACUGUGAGGAAGGAGAUAUGAAUUCCAUGAUGUGUCCUGAUGCUGGUAAAAACUCAGAAGAUAUUGGCAUGGUGCAUCUGCAUAAUGCGGAGGAGCCUGCAGCAGAGGAGUUAUCUAGCAUGAAUGAUUCUUUGACGUGUCCUGAUGCCGAUAAAAACUUGGAAAAUCCUGGCAUGGUACAUCCACAUAAUAUGGAGGAGCCUGCAGCACAGUGGUUGACUAGUAAUUCUUUGACGAGGCCUGAUGCUGAUAAAAACUUGGCAAAUCAUGGCAUGCCAGAUCCAUGUAACUCACAGGAGCCUGCAGUAAAGGGGUCGACUAGUGUGCCUCUCGAUGGAAAUAAUGGUAUCGGUAAUGAAACGCAAGAUCUGCAGAUGGGCAAUGGCGUGCUUCAUGGAAAUUACGGUGACGGUAACGAAAUGCAAGAUCUGCAGAUGCGCAAUGGCAUUCUUGGUGGAAAUAAUGGUGUUCGUAACGAAAUGCAAGAUCUGCAGAUGGGUAAUGGCGUUCUUGACUGUCCAGACGGUGUCGGUAACGAGAUGCAAGAUCUGCAUAUGGGCAAUGGCGUUCUUGACGGUCCAAAAGAAGAUAAUGAAAUCAAAACUUGAGAGUUUAAUUCUCUCUCUCCGUGUGGUUUGGUACAGAUUUAGAACUUUCAAGUUUUAACCAGCUGAUUGAUGAUAAGCUAUAGGCUAUAGUAGUCUAUGUGUGCACAUUGGAAUUACCAUAACUAUGUUAUGAAACAAUGAACUGAUACAACAACCUGACGUCCCUUUAGAAGCAAAGGAUAGUUUUAGAAUUUCCAAAUACUUCCUCCUUCUUUUUGUGUUAGGAGGCUAUCUAUUCAAAUUUGUAUAGAAUAGGAAUUU